Messenger RNA from Pygocentrus nattereri (red-bellied piranha), 3783 nucleotides. It is a transcript of the gene lpcat2, whose product is annotated as lysophosphatidylcholine acyltransferase 2. The record is from RefSeq and is a predicted model, not a curated record. Gene Ontology annotation, cellular component: endoplasmic reticulum. Gene Ontology annotation, molecular function: calcium ion binding; 1-acylglycerophosphocholine O-acyltransferase activity. The transcript is spliced from 14 exons. The coding region runs from base 231 to 1814 and encodes 527 amino acids. Lineage: Eukaryota; Metazoa; Chordata; Actinopteri; Characiformes; Serrasalmidae.
CGACGAGGACAGCAGUUGCCUCACGGUGUCACUGCGCUUCAGAAGAGGAUUAGCUUUAGGAGAGCUUUUUUAAAAACCUUCCUGAGCUGAUAACAUCUCAGGAGGGGAGACGGAAGGUAGAGGCUGGCCCCCAUUGCUCAACAAGCCAAGAUGCACAUCAAGGAAGUUUCACAUGCCUAGCGGCAGCUGAAGCAGACAGAGGCUCGCGGCGAGCAGUGCUCUGUGUGACCAUGCCUCCCCAACGAGUGUUCGCUCUGCCCAGGCAGCAGUCUCUGUUUCUGCCCCCUGUUCUCAACCCCUUUGUGCUGGAAGCCAAGCUGACGAGAAGAGAGAAAAUUAAAUGUUUCCUUCUGGGAAUCAUCCUUGUGCCACUGCGCUCCAUUUUCAUGGUGUUGGUUCUGAUGGUAACAUGGCCGGUUGCUGCCUUGAUAACAUUCAAGCGCCCUUUGAAACGAGAUGUGAAGCCCUUGACUGGCUGGAGGAGGUUUAUGUGUCGCACAGUGAUGGGGUUUCUAGGUCGGCUGUAUUUCUUUUCUAUGGGCUUUCGUGUGGUGGUGAAGGGGAAGCAGGCAAGUAGUGCUGAAGCCCCGAUCCUGGCUGUGGCUCCUCAUUCGUCGUUCUUUGAUGCCAUUGUCUGUAUUGUGGCUGGGCUGCCAUCCACCGUGUCCCGCUCAGAGACUCUGGCCACUCCCAUAUUCGGUCGGUUUCUACGGUGCCUGCAGCCUGUGCUCGUCUCUCGCAAAGACCCAGAUUCACGCAAAAACACCAUCCUAGAGAUCAGCAAUCGGGCGAAAUCUGGAGGCCGCUGGCCACAGGUAUUGAUUUUCCCUGAAGGAACAUGCACAAACAGAUCCUGUCUCAUUACUUUCAAGCAAGGUGCCUUUGUGCCAGGAGUUCCUGUUCAGCCUGUGCUUUUGAGGUACCCCAAUAAGCUGGAUACAGUGACAUGGACAUGGCAAGGGCCCAAAUCAAAGGCCCUGCUUCUUCGCACACUGUGUCAGCUCUACACGACGGUGGAGAUUGAGUUUCUUCCCCCUCAUAUUCCAACAGAAGAAGAGAAACAGAAUCCCAACAAGUUUGCUCAAUCAGUGCGGACUGUAAUGGCUAAAUCACUUUGUGUCCCGGUAACAGACCACACAUUUGAGGACUGUCGUCUGAUGAUCUCUGCAGGGGAGUUGACCCUACCCAUGGAGGCAGGGCUAGUGGAGUUUACCAAGAUCAGUAGAAAGCUUGAUCUGAAAUGGGACAAUGUGAAGAAGGAGCUGGAGAAUUUUGCCACCAUAGCAUGCUCGUGCAAAGGAGGCAGAAUCAGAAUCGAGGAGUUUGCCAAUUUCCUCAAGCUACCUAUCAGCCCAGCCCUUCAGGAGCUCUUUAGUCUUUUUGACAGGGAUGGGGAUGGCACCAUUGACUUUAGAGAGUAUGUGAUUGGUGUGACAGUGUUGUGUCGACCUGCUAACACAGAGGAGGUCAUCCAGACAGCAUUUAAGCUCUUUGAUAUAGAUGAAGAUAACAACAUUACACUGGAGGAGUUUGCUGGCAUUCUACGCUCCGCUGUAGGUGUAUGUGACCUCAACGUUUCCAAACUCUUCAACGAGAUUGAUGCUGAUGGAUCAGGACAUAUCACAUAUGAUGAGUUCCGCUCCUUUGCACUCUCACACCCUGAAUAUGCCAAACUUUUCACUACAUACAUCGAGCUCCAGCGCUACCAAGGCCUCCUGGGGGAGGGGCCAGACUCAGACGCCAUCUCCCACUGCUGUAAUGAUUCCCCUAGCGACCACCAGGAAGACAGCAAUUCAGACAAGAAAGAUGACUAAGUCCCCAUGUGUUAUUGCACUACUGCAUGUGGGUUCUGUGAGAUAAGUAGAAAAUCACUGGAGAACUUCCAACAGAACAUGGAUUGCUACUGAUCAGCUGGCCUUUUAUUGCUUUUGAACAAAACCAUCCCCUGGAUGAAUUUCUGCCAUUGUUAUCUUAACCCGUGCCUUAGAAGUGUAUAACCGCUUUGGCCUGACCAUAUGGACCAUAUGCAACAUUUCUCCAAAGGUGGCAAAUCUCCUUUACAUACAGUUCAGCAAAACUGAGUUGAGCUGUGCCCACCUGGUGUUCACAUAUAUUGUCUUCAGAUGUUGCUGCUUGCAUCAGCUGUUUUAUUUAUAGCAUUCUGUAGCAGUGUUCUGUAUUUUACUGUGAUUAUGGCAGGAGGCAUUUUUAUUUGUUGCUUCACCAAUUGAGUCUGAAAUGCUAGACUAGGAAACAUGCUAUGCUAAUAAUCUGGAGGGUGAUGUUGUUUUUGUUUAUCUCUGAAGAUUAACAGUUGGCCCUAUGCAAAGUUCUGAAAAGACCCUCCUCCUUUAGUUAUCAUUGCUACAUUACUCACAUUUUUCAGCCUUGUGCUUACAGACCCAAAAGGGUAACUGCAAUACAUUAAACAUUAGUCAUUAUUAUGCAAAAAUAUAAGUGGCUUUACAAGAUGUUCAGCGUAAACAUAAAUGUUGGAGAAAUGACAGUAUGAUUGAAGGCCAAUUUAAAGCAAAAAGUAUUCUGGAAACCAUGUUUAUAUUAAUCAUACCAGGUAGAUCAUUUAAUUUCUUUAAGCAAACUGUAAUGCAAAAAAACAUGAAGGCAUGCAUACGAGCGCAUGACUAUGAUCUUUAAUAUUUUUAUUUGCAAAUAAUUGUGAGCACUAAAAGGUCCUGUUUGAUCUGUUUUCUCAAGCUAAAUAUCAAAUAUAAAUAUUUAGCUAAAGCUAAAUUAAGAAGAGCUGACAUAUUUCUGUAACAUUACCUUAGAGCCAGCUUAUGUCUGCCUGUUAAUAGGUUUGCCUUUGAGCUAUGAGUGCAGUCUGUAGUUCAGUCCAAGUUUUCUACCUUCUGGAAAGAAAUAAAAACUGUGAGUCUGACACUUUGCACCUCUCUUAGCCAAUUAAUUCAGAUUUAUUUAUUGCCAGCUCCGUUCUCACAGCAGGUUUAUUGUGAGGGUUUUUGUCUGGGUUUUUCCUUCUUUUAUAGUAUCACGAAAAGGGCUGAUUUGCUGAGAGGCACAUUAAUCAUUAUUUUGCAAAUGGUCAGUUAUAAUAAAUGUUAAUUUAAUUCCAAAAGUUCAUACUGCCAUACUGAGAAAUCACUAUUUUGCAGCUUGUCAGUAACUGCAGUAUAAAGCUAGUAAUUGCUAAUAUUUAUUCUAACAUAAUAUAAUGUCUGGCCAACACAGAGCUGGAGCGAGAUCAUUAGUUUGUAAUGUACACGCAGGCUUGUGAUAGGACAAUGUAGGCAAUUGCCAAACUUUUUAUCACUUUGGAAAAUGGGUUCAGCAGCUGAAACAGGCCAGUUACAGAAAGUUGCAUAAAGAAAAAAAAGCAUAUUUUUAAAGAUGGCAGUCAGAUGAACUAUAGCCCAAGGGAAUGCGGUUUUUCUCUCUAUUGCCUUCUUUCUCUUUUCUAUUUCUCUCUCUCUCUCUCUCUCUCUCUCUCUCUCUGCUCAGGGACUCUGGUGCGGAAGGUUUUCAAUAAUCAAAGGUUUUUUUGCUCGGCAUCUGUUGGUAUUUGCAUUUCUAUUGAGAAGAGAUGUUGCUGAGUUAGCACUCUGUCUCUGUUGCUUGUUUAGUCUAAUGCUCAACCAGCAGCUGAAAAUAGGCCAAUUUGUGAGCAAACAGGCAACACAACAGACACAGCAGCACGUACCAGGGGUGGGGUUGCCUCGCUGCAGCGCAGGUUGCAAUUAGGACUGUUUUUUGUUAACACAGCAUUGUGCUUUUAUUUUGCAAUAAAAAUACACUGAAUUUUAA